AUGAAGCAGCUGAGAUGGUGGGGACAUUUGCAAACAAUGGGUGACAACAUACCGGUGAAACAAAUUUGGGAGAGUAAGGUGAUAGGAAAAAGGAGAAGGAGCAGGCCACAAAGAACUUGGGAGAUAUUGAUGAAAAGAGGAACGGAUUGGAGAGAAGCUAAGAAACUUGCAUUAAACAAAAAAUGUACAAAUAAUAGUAGGGAUAGAAGAGCCUUCAGGAAACCACUUACUGAGAAAGAAUUACGUUACCUAGCGGAGAACUGGUCUGAUUAUGAGGAUGAUGUCGAUUUUGAGAGUGAAAGCUGUUAUAUGCUCUUUGUGACAGUAAAACGUAUUACACUUGGAAAUUUGAAAUAUAUUGUGGAUUACAACAUACUCACUAUGAAUGUAGUUCUGCUGCUGCUGAGUCUUUAUCUUGCCAGAAUGGCACAUGUUAAUCCACCACCACCGAUUCAUAGAGACGCAACACUGCGCAAUUCAUCACUCACCAUAACAAAUGAACUAGUAAUGUCAGUUUCUCUAAGACAAUUACGAACUAAUCAUAAGAGACCUACACUGGACAGAAUGUUCGCUUCGACGUCACAAAGAAAUGAUGAUGGUUUGCGGGCGUCUUACAAUAUCUCGUUACUUAUAGCAAAAUCCGGAAAACCGCAUACCAUCGGAGAGAAGUUAAUUUUGCCAGCCGUUGAAGAGGUUUUAAAAACUGUUUUACACAAACCUGCAUCUGAUAUCAUUAAACGAAUUCCCUUAAGCAGCAAUACUGUUGAAAGACGUAUUGAUGAAAUGAGUUCCGAUAUUUAA
Molecule: messenger RNA, 801 nt
Organism: Acanthoscelides obtectus
Lineage: Eukaryota; Metazoa; Arthropoda; Insecta; Coleoptera; Chrysomelidae
Source: the annotation of a GenBank genome assembly